AUGCCUUCCAACGGCUCGCUCUCCUCCGGUGUCGAUAUCUCCCUGCCUACGAAUCGAUCCAGCGAGAACGGAGAAUGGACCCCAGAGCUUGACCGGGAGCUGCGCGCCAGAGAAGCCUCGAAUAUCCAGGUCAAAAGCCAGAAUGCUAUUGCGUCCGAGUUCUUCCCUCACGGCAAGCGCUCGCUUUCUGGCAUCGCUGUGCGUGCCUUCUGCUUAGGAUGCACGCUGGUUCUUGGCCUUGUCGGUACUGGUCUGCUUGCAUACAGCGGUAGCCAUCUAUGGCGACCGUUCCUGUUCCUCAGCACGCUGUCUCUGUUCCACUUCCUCGAGUUCUACACGACCGCCGCCUACAACACCCCUGUCGCAUACAUCGGCUCUUUCCUCCUCACAAACGGCGAUCAAUACCGACAAGCUCAUGCGAUGGCCUUCAUCGAGACGCUUGUAACGUCGUACUUUUUUCCCGGUUAUCAAUCGACGAUCCACCCGCCGUGGUUGAUCGCGCUGGGCAUAACGAUGAUUGUGGUGGGACAAGCUGUUCGCAGUACGGCCAUGAUGCAGGCGGGCACCAACUUCAAUCACCAAGUGCAGUCGCGUAGGAAUGACGGACACGAGCUAGUGACUCAUGGCGUGUAUCGCUACUUUCGUCACCCGUCAUACUUUGGCUUCUUCUGGUGGGGUAUCGGGACGCAGGUCAUGCUUGGCAAUACUGUUUGCUUCUUUGGAUUUACCGGCGUGUUGUGGUACUUCUUCAUGAAGCGUAUUUACCAUGAAGAAAAGUUUUUGAUAAGAUUUUUUGGUGAUGAGUACGAGGCGUACAGGGCACGAACUCGUGUUUGGAUACCCUUCAUUUAA
This is a messenger RNA of Alternaria atra, 852 nucleotides long. RefSeq lists its product as uncharacterized. Gene Ontology annotation, cellular component: endoplasmic reticulum; membrane. Lineage: Eukaryota; Fungi; Ascomycota; Dothideomycetes; Pleosporales; Pleosporaceae. Gene Ontology annotation, biological process: C-terminal protein methylation. Gene Ontology annotation, molecular function: protein C-terminal S-isoprenylcysteine carboxyl O-methyltransferase activity. The record is from RefSeq and is a predicted model, not a curated record. The coding region runs from base 1 to 852 and encodes 283 amino acids. The transcript is spliced from 2 exons.